GCGCUGUGUAUAUAAACAACUUGAAAAGGCUAGAAAAAGUACUCACCUUGUUCUCAUUUCUCAUCUUUCUUCAACAUCAUAAUUGUUGGCCACAAAAGUGAGAGAGGAAAAAAAAACACAAAGAGCAAGGGAAAUGGAAGAGACAAAGUCUAGGUUUAAAAGGAUUUGUGUGUUUUGCGGGAGCAGUUCUGGGAAGAAAGCUAGUUACCAAGAAGCUGCUGUGGAGUUGGGCAAAGAACUGGUGGAGAGAAGGAUUGAUUUGGUCUAUGGAGGUGGAAGCGUGGGGUUAAUGGGUCUUAUUUCUCAGGCAGUUCAUGAUGGUGGGCGCCAUGUUCUAGGUGUCAUUCCAAGGACCUUGAUGCCUAGAGAGAUUACCGGCGUGACCGUCGGAGAAGUGAGAGCUGUAUCGGAUAUGCAUCAAAGGAAAGCCGAAAUGGCACGACAGGCCGAUGCCUUCAUCGCACUCCCCGGUGGCUAUGGCACCCUUGAGGAACUGUUGGAAGUUAUAACUUGGGCUCAACUUGGAAUCCAUCAUAAACCUGUGGGGCUGUUGAAUGUCGAUGGAUUUUAUAAUUCAUUGUUGUGUUUCAUCGACAAGGCGGUUGAUGAAGGUUUUAUUUCACCUAUUGCACGACGCAUUAUCGUGUCUGCCCCAACUGCGAAACAAUUAGUUAGACAAUUAGAGGAAUAUGUACCUCAGCAAGAUGAAAUAACAUCAAAGUUAGUAUGGGAAGAGGUGGAUAUAUUUAGUUACGUGCCGGAAUCCGAAAUUGCCAUCUGAUGUAUCAUUUCGGCUCAAUUAAUAUUAUCUUAAAUUUUGAAGAGUUUUACCUACUAAGUAUGUAUGUAUAUAUAGAGGUAUAUACGGUUGUUAUACCGUAUAAUCAUGUAAGGAGAUCGUACAUGGAGUUUCUCUUUUGGGUGAAAUUUUGGAACAUGGGCAAGACUAGGCGGUGUCACACAAAGAAAAAAAUUGUUAUAUAUAAUAUAAUACAUGUUGGUAGAGAAUAGAUGCAAUGUUCCUUUCCCUUUACCUCUUUGUUAAACUGUGAAGAAAUCAUAAUCCA
This is a messenger RNA of Gossypium arboreum, 1067 nucleotides long. RefSeq names its product cytokinin riboside 5'-monophosphate phosphoribohydrolase LOG7. The transcript is spliced from 7 exons. Gene Ontology annotation, biological process: cytokinin biosynthetic process. The record is from RefSeq and is a predicted model, not a curated record. Bases 134 to 781 code for a protein of 215 amino acids. Gene Ontology annotation, molecular function: hydrolase activity, hydrolyzing N-glycosyl compounds. Gene Ontology annotation, cellular component: nucleus; cytosol. Lineage: Eukaryota; Viridiplantae; Streptophyta; Magnoliopsida; Malvales; Malvaceae.